CUCAUUUUCCCCUCACCUCAAAAUCAGGUACCCUUAGAUUUUAUUUUCUUUUCUACUCCCAAACACACAAAACUAUUUUCUUUUUAUUUUAUAUAUAUUUCGCUCUCUCUUUUGAGCUCGAUCGACAGAUUUCGAAUCUCAAUUUCAAUUCGAUUUAAAAGAAAUUUCAUUUCAAUUCCCCCGAGGAAAUUAAAGCCUUUCUAUCUGUCGAUUGUGUUCUUUUUUUGUGAGCAAAUUAGGGUUUGUUUUGUACGCUAAUUCAAGUUGUCUUAAUCUCUCCCAAUUAUCCUUUUUUUUUCUUUCUAAUCGUUACUAAUUAUUCUAUUUUUCCACAUUCUUUUGCAAACCCUAGGUUUGUUAAGUUUUUUCGUAUAAUCUGCCAAAUAUUCAUUCAUUCUUUCUUAUUGUUUUGUAUAUUAAAAAAAAAUUUGGAAAAACUGCGAUUUUAUUGUAUUAUUCAGAUUUGUUUAGGGUUCUUUACAAGAAGCUCGGUGAGAUUUUAGGUGCGUUGAGAUUUUAGUUUACCAUCCUAAAUUGAGGGUUUCCUUGUUAAUUGAAUCUAAUAAAAAAGAGAGAAAAGAAAAAAAAAAAAAAAGAAAAAGAAAAAGAAAAAAAAUUAAUCCUUUUAGGUGUUCUAGAGAAGAGUUUUCGUUUUAGCUGUUUUUAGAGUUGAUCUAAACGAUAAAUGGCGUUGAAUUUUUCGCAUCGGCCUGUCUUUCCGGCACAUAUAUCUGAGGAUAAUUUGGUAUCGCCGAUGAGAAUUGUUAAUGGGUAUUUAGUUGAGGGUGUUCCUGAGAAAAAUGUGGAGAAUUUUGCCCGGUCGGGGUUUGAUUACGGUUAUGGGGGAAAAAGAGUAGAGAACUGUGAUUCGUCAGAGUCGGUAUCGGAGGAUAUCGUAGACCUUCUACCUGCUGAUCCAUUUGGUAUGGAUAUAAGCACGACGAUUACUGCUAUUAGUGGUUGGCUUGAGGAUUUGGGAGUUGAUUAUGGUGGAUGUAGGAGAAAUAACCAUGUUGGUCCGAGUAAUAAUGAGGACUAUGGUUUGUUUGCGGGUUUGAAUUAUAUUUGGAAUGAUGCUAUGAGGUUCCAUCAAUCAUUCCCUAGUAGUCAUCACGUUCGGUCUGAUGACCUAAGUUGCGCGGACUCUUCACUUUCGAUGCCUCACCCGUGUUGGAUUCUCCAAAAAUGCGCUACUUUUGGAGAAUCCGACAAGCACCCGUCGACAUUUUUGAAGAGUCAGAGCAAUGUUGAAUUGAAUAGAGGUGAUCAAGUUAAUUGGUUUAUUGGGGAGAGAGAUAUGAGGGAUGCCUUGGCCCAUGUUGGUCUUGGCUCAGCUUGCAAUGUGGGGGACAUUGCAGGUGUCAAUAAUAAUGUAGGUUCAGGCAGUUUUUUGCCCGAGACUAUGGAAGCAGCGGCUUGUGCGACGUCUUGCUCUGUUGGUGAAGAUGAAGGAGCCCCUCAUGAGGCUUUAUCUUUUGCUCUUGGUUACCUUGGAGUGAAGGAUCUUUUGAAUGUAGAAAGUGUUUGUAGGUCAUUGCAGGUGACUGUAAAGAAUGAUCCUUUAUUAUGGAGGAGCAUUCACAUUGAAAGCCCAUUGAAUGAGAUCAGUGACGAUAUCCUCUUGCAAUUGACUAGCAGGGCUCAAGGUAACUUACAAUGCUUGAGUUUGUUGGAGUGUUCCCGCAUCACAGAUGACGGUUUGAGGCGGGUACUUGACUCUAAUCCACGUUUGACAAAGCUAUUUGUUCCUGCAUGUACAAGACUCAGUGUUGAUGGCAUUGUAAAUAUGUUGAAGUCUUAUAACUGUCAAAGAGGUAUGAUGGGUAUAAAGCACCUGAGAAUUGGCGGUCUUUAUGGAGUAACUCAUGAACAUGUUGAAGAACUCAGGUGCCUUCUAGGUGCAGAUAGCCAGACGGGGCAAAAUGUUUACAAACCCCAUUUCUUUUCUCGAUGGAAUAUUUACCGAUUAUCUGAUGACGAUCGGGCUAUUGACGUUCAAAUAUGUCCUAGAUGUGAAAAAAUGAGGUUGGUCUAUGAUUGUCCUGCAGAGGGUUGCCAAGUGAAAGACGAAGCUACUCAAGAAUGCAGGGCCUGCUCGCUUUGCAUCUUACGGUGUAGCGAAUGUGGGAGAUGUAUAAAUAACACUGAAUAUGAGGAAACUUUUUGUUUGGAAUUGCUUUGCUCUGAUUGCUUUAAGCAGCCAUUGAAGCUUGAAGACGAGCAGGAGGGAGGGGAGUGGCUGGUUCCUGUGAAGGAGAGAUCAAAGUGUGAUUGCUGAGGAGUAAAUCUAUGUGCUAUCUAUCUACAUGUUUAAUUGGAUAAUUAUCGAGGGAAGAACAUUUGUGACUGCUAUCAAUUUGUGUAAGACUUGCCGAACCAGUUGAAUUGUUUUGUUUGUUGAACUGCUUUCAGCUAAAUAAUAUACAUUCACUCAUUGUUCAAAA
Molecule: messenger RNA, 2444 nt
Organism: Lycium ferocissimum
Lineage: Eukaryota; Viridiplantae; Streptophyta; Magnoliopsida; Solanales; Solanaceae
Product: F-box protein SKIP14-like
Exons: 2
Coding region: 686-2278 (530 amino acids)
Cellular component (GO): cytoplasm
Molecular function (GO): protein binding
Source: RefSeq, a predicted model, not a curated record